Molecule: messenger RNA, 15479 nt
Organism: Aureococcus anophagefferens
Lineage: Eukaryota; Pelagophyceae; Pelagomonadales; Pelagomonadaceae
Exons: 5
Coding region: 1-15450 (5149 amino acids)
Molecular function (GO): protein binding; calcium ion binding
Source: RefSeq, a predicted model, not a curated record
AUGGUCAAGGAGGCGCGGCCGUCGUCGGCGGGCGGGCGGCGCAAGGGCCAGGUCAAGGCCUGGGAGCCCGAGCGGCCGAGCAGCGCGGACCGCAUGAACGCGACGUGGGGCGGCAAGUCGCUGGGCCCGAGCGUCGCGUCCCUCGCGCGCGCGGAGAUGGCCGCGCGGGAGAAGCGGGGCCUGAAGCAGGAGGUGCUCCACCAGCUCGCGUUGAAGGGCAACGCGUCCCUGAGCAGCGGCUCCAAGGUCGGGACGAGCCUGGGGCCGUCCGCGUCGUCCUUCUCCGACGAGGUCCGGUGGAAGCGCGCGCGCGAGGCGUCCUGGGCCGAGAACCUGACGUCGCGGGGCAUCCCGGCCUACGACGCCGCGCGGGACAAGCACUGCAAGUUCUCCAAGUCGAGCGCCUUCAAGCGGUCGCCCUACGGCCGCGCGGCCGAGGCCGCGGCGGCGAAAGAACUCAAGCGCCUCGCGAAGCCGUCCGCGUCGAAGCAGCGGCACCCGACGCGGCGCAACUCGGACGUCAACGGCUUCGCCAUGACGGCGCAGGCCUACGGCGAGGCGGCGCGGCGCGAGGUCGUGGCCAUGUACAACCGCGCCGCGAAGGAGGUCACGCGGCGCGAGCUCGCGCUGGACCGCGUGUUGGACGAGUUCGACAAGCACAAGACGGAGGAUCUGGUGGACGGCGAGGGCCGCGACUUCCGGCCCCAGAUCCGCCUGGCAUCCCGGGAGCUGCGGGACCGCACGCUCGGCGCCGUCGAGGCCGUGCUCGACUGGCGGCGCGCCGUCGAGGACUUGGACGACGUCCGCGACGACGUCUCGGGCGCGCCGCCGCCCUUCCUCUGGGAGGGCCAGAACUACCUCGUGCGCCUCGCGUCCGCCGACGACGUCGAGCAGUUGCUGCUGAGCGUGCCCAAGUUCGGGCCGGGCGUCGGCUCCGACUUUGGGCUCGAGACGGUGCCCGUCAAGCGGAACCCGCUGCUCCUCGACGUCGACGUCGACGGGUUGGCCGAGGAGGUCGACGGCGACGACCUGCCGGCGGACGCGCCGCCGGGCGCCGCCGAGGAGCGCGCGGCGUCGACGAUGCGGCGGUUGGAGCGGCUGCGGUGCCGCCGCGUCGCGCGCGCCGUCACCGCGGAGGAGCGCGCGACGGCUGCGGCCGCGUUGCGCGACGCCAUCGGCGGCGAGACGCCGGCAAGCUCGCUCGCGGAGCAGCACACCGUGGACAAGACGCGCCUGGUCCUAAGCGAGAGCGAGCAGAAGCGGCUGCGGCCGCCGACGGUCGACCCCGCGGAGCUCGAAGCGCUCGGCCACGACUCGCGGCCUCCCUUACCAGUCGUCGCGACGUUCACCUGCCUCCACCUCGUCCUCCAGCCCGAGGUCAUCUCGACGAACGGCCGGGGGCUGCCGGACGUGCACCGUUUGAGGAGUCGGCCCCUGCGCCACACGCUGCUGCGCGCGCCCCGGAAGCUCACGGCCCGUCUCAGCGCGUACGACCCGGGCCGGUGCCUGCCCCAGGAGGUGCUGGGCUUGCUCUGGCCCGUGCUCACGGCGGAGCGCUUCACGGCCGACGAGGUGCGGAGCCACUCCACGGCGGCGGGCGCCAUCUUCGAGUGGAUGCAGACGCUGGUGGUCUUCCAGUUCACGCGCGCCGCGGACGACAAGAUCGGCAAGGGCCCGCGCGAGGACACGAACACCCAUUUGAGAACGAACGCGGCCCAGUUCGGGAACCGCUUGGGCGUCGCGCGGGGCCGCGCCGCCGGCGGCGCGCCCGAGUACGCGAACCGCGUCGAGCCGACGAUCCGGCGGUUGAUCGAGGGCGACGGCGCGAACCUUCGCGCCGCGGACUACGAGCCCCUGAGCGACGAGUCCUUCGGCGACGACUCGGCGCCGGAGACGGGCAUCGGGUCGUCGAACCCCUUCGGGGACCGGAGCGGCCGCGGGGCCGCGUCGGUCGACGACUCGCGGACCAAAGCGCCCGGCGACGGCGAGGUCCGGUCCAUGCUCAGCGAGCUCUGCCGCGACGUCGCGGCGCUGAAGAACGAGAUGCUCAACGUGACGUCCGGCGGCGCGAGCGGCGCCCACGGCUACGCGUCGAAGCUCACGUCCUUCGGGACCAUGGUCCGCGCGGCCGUCGACGCCGCGGGCGGCCAGUCGGGCGACGGCGCGGACGACCUGCAGCUCCGGGGCCCCCAGACGGCGACGGCGCGGGCCGCGGACGCCCACGCCGAGUCCGGCGCCCUCGUGACGACGCUGCUGUUCGCGUCGCGGGACUUUUCUUUAGGCGACCAGGUCGUGGAGCUGACGAUCCACGCGGUCUACCGCGACGACCACGACUCCGCGGAGUACAAGCUGGGCCUCGUGUCGCCCGAGUACCUGCUGCUCCAGGUCGCGGACAAGGCGACGCACUUCGGGUGGCCCGCGCGGGCGCUGCCGGCCGUCGAGGUGGACCGCAUCACGGGCUUCGCGCCGUCGGAGAUCGCCGCGUUGCCCGGCGACGACGAGCGCCGCGGCGCAUUGAAGCCGCUGCUGAAGAUCCUGACGGCGAUCUCCACGAAGCUCGGCACGAACAAGCGCGGGCGGAAGAAGCGCAAGGGGUUGCUGAGCGCGGAGACGGACGUCGACGACCUCGAGGUCGUCGAAGCGGUCGCGAAGGACGAGGCGUCGGGCACGCUCGCGGGCCUCGCGGCGCGCGGCGCGGGCCCCGCCGCGGGCCACAAGCGCUGGCAGCAGCUCGCCGUGCCCGCCGUCAAGGACGGCGUCCUCGAGCGGUCCGAGCGCGUCAUCAACUCCGUGCAGCUCGACGUCGUCCUCUCGCGGCCGCUCGGCCCGGCCGGCGACGCGGACUGCACCGUGUCGCCCGUGACCAUGGCGACGCCGACGCGCCUCCAGCUCCACGUGACGGCGGCGCCGACGGCGCGGGAGCGCGAGAACAUCGACGCCCACGGCCUGGACCCCAUCGAGGUCAUGCACCUCGACGCGUACGACAACGAGCUCCAGCUCCUCCUCGUGCACCAGCCGGGCCUCUACGAGCGCUCCCGAAGCCGCUGGGCCGCGCUCAACGCCGUCGCGUCCUGGAUCGUGGCGCGCCUCAGGUUCGAGCGGCGCGCGCGCCAGUGGCACAAGGCGACGUCGGAGUCGCCGGACCCGCAGCUGAAGAACCGUUUGCUGUUGGACCGCGCGAUCCCGCUGCCCCCCUCCAUCGCCCAGCCGCCGCCGCUCCCGGCGCCCUGCGUCUUCACGGCCAUGCAGGAGGGCGACACGCUCGUCGUCUCGCUCCAGGCCGCGGGGCCCGUGGGCGAAGCGCAGAAAGAAACGCCGUACGCGACCGUCGCGCUCCACAUCGACGAGGCGCGCGCGCUCGCCGCGCCGCCGCGCAACGCGCCGCGCUGCGACAAGCACAUGGGCAUGCUCCAGUCCCUGCGGCAGCGCAUCACCGUCGAGUGGCUCAAGGCCGACGCGCUGGACUUCUUCGCGUGGCGCGGCGACGGCGACGCGCCGACGUCGCAGGGCUCCGCGGUGCUCCACGUGGACCGCGUCGUCUACCAGGAGGUGCGGCGCGUCUCCGGCGUGUCCCUGACGCUCCAGGCCGUCGUCCAGGGGCGGGAUCUGCUCUUCCAGGCGGCGCUCGUGGGCCCGCCGCCCAAGGUCAUCGGCGACGCGGCGCCCAAGGGCUCCGACGACGAGGACAGCGAAAACGAGGACUCCGAGGACGACGAGGGGCUCGCCCUCGUCCCCGCGGCGCCCCAGCGCCGGCGCAACCAGGCCGUCCGCGCGAAGAAGCCGCCGCCGCGCGCGGCGUCGCCGGGCUCGGGCGACGACGACGGGCCCAAGGCGCCGUCCUUCGACCUGACGCGCCUCAUCCCCGAGCGGGAGAUGGUCGCCCUCGUCGGGUCCGAGCUCGGCGAGUCGAAGCGGGCGCUCUUCUACCCGCACUACCGCGGCGCGCUCGCCGCGAUCCUCGCGACGAAGCUCAAGCUCGUGCAGAAGUCGGACAAGGCGCUGGAGCCCGGCGUCGACGUGCACCACGCCACGGCCCCGGGCCGGCGCUACGACCUCGAGACCAUGCUCGUCCACGAGAAGCACGUCCUGCCCGUGGGCGUCAACGGCUCCGCGAAGCGGCACCUCAUCGGGUCGCUCAAGAUCGACGACUCGACGACGCUCGACGACGCGCGGCGCCUCAUCGCCCUGGAGUUCGACGAGGAGGACGUGCCGCCCCACUUCCGCUUCGUCUACCGCAACGCGCCCUGCGCGAAGAAGCAGGAGAAGUACCGCUACGCGGUCGAGUGCCGGCCCGCGCUCGUUUUAGCCAUGCGCCUCGGCGCGGACCUCAACGAGCGCGACGACGACAGCGACGAGGGCGGCGCGUCCAAGCGCAGGCGGCGGCGCAAGCGGGGCAAGAAGGUCAAGGUGCGCGGCGGCUACGACUGGGAGAACGAGUCGGACGACGAGCGCCGCGCGAUGCGGCGGGAGCUCGCGCGCAUGUCGUCGAUCCUAGAGUCGGGCGGCACGGAGUCCAUGGUCUUCGACGCGAGCCGCGAGAGCCUCGCCAAGGGCUCGGGGUCGAAGCGGCGGCGGAAGAAGCGGGGCCGGAGGAGCCGCAUGCUCUCCAAGGUCCGCGGCGCGUUCCGGGGCCGCGACAAGGGCAAGAAGAAGGAGGAGUUCGUCGACGACGACGCCGCGCAGCCGGCCUUCGAGCCCGCGCUCGCGGACUCGACGCCGCCGCCGCUGGAGAUGGUCGCGGUGCCCCUCGAGACGACGGCGUCGACGAAGCAGGAGUCGCGGCUCGUGACCUUCAACGACGACCUCUUCCAGUUCGACAUCACGUCCGCGGACCUCCUGCGCCUCGGCAGCCUCCACGGCCGCGACUGGGCCAUCGAGGCGCGCGAGGAGUGGGCGAAGGUCGCGGACGUGUCCGACGAGCUCGUCGACCGCGCGUUCGUCGACGACGCGGAGGAGCGGCGCCAGACCGGCGCCGAGGAUCUGAGUCUCGGCUACGAGGACAACUGCGUGCCCAUGCUCGGCACUGUCCUCGUCAUCGCCGAACAAUACGACUUCCACACCGCGGCGCCCAAGGAGCCCCAGAAGAAGAAGAACAAGCUCCCCGGCGAAAAGGCCAAGGAGAAGAAGGACGGCGAGAAGAAGGGGGCCGCGUCGAAGAAGGAGGAAAAGAAGGAGGACGAGGAGUCCAUCGUGACCAUCGCCGAGGGCACGGCCAUCACGGAGCUGCCCGUGUACAAGAUGAUCCCGAAGGCGCUGGACAUGCGGCCCAAGUGGCGCGUCGAGUUCGACGAGGGCCGCGUCAAGCCCCUCAAGGACUUCCACCGCAGCGACCUGAGCGCGACGAACUUCCGCGUGCCCCUGCGCUACGCGCACCUCGAGCGCUUGGUCGUCGACGUGCGGUCGCGCGCGCGGCAGAUCCACAUGCAGCGGAUCCACUAUUUCGAAUUGGUGAACCCGGACCAUCUGGUGGACGAGGUCUUCCACAUGCUCUGCCAGUGGUACCCCCACAGCGACGGCGUCGACGGCGCCAAGUGGGCCAAGUUCGCGCGCGAGAUGACGCUCGUGCCGAACAUCACGGACCCCGUGCGCGCGGCCCAGGUCGACAUCGCCUACAAGCGCCAGUUCAAGUCGUCCGACGGCAAGAUCCAGAAGGGCGGUCGGUUGGACCCCGCGGGGCUCAAGGAGGCGUUGAUCGAGAUCUCGUUCAUCCGCUUCCCCAUAUGGCAGGACCCGGAGAAGGAGGCCAAGGAGGAGCGGGCCAAGGCCGAGGAGGAGGCGCGGAAGAAGGCCGAGGAGGAGGACGUCGAGGACGCCGUCGAGGAGCCCAUUUUACAUAUUGAGCCCAAGGUCGAGCAGCACGACGACCUGAGUCUGGAGGGCGCGCUCGCGGGCCCCGAGGACGCGUCGCUCGUCACGGAGGACGAGGGCGUCGAGACGGCCGAGGGCAUCCACAUCAACACGGCCGACGCGCUCCACCACCGCCAGGAGGAGGCCGUGGACCCGGAGUGGCUCCGCGACGACACGCUCAUGCACCUGCUGCUGGAGCACGUCAUCAUGAUCCCGGAGGUGAACAAGCGCGCGUGGCGCGAGGCCAAGACGCUGGCCAUGCUCGACGAGGGCGAGCGCCAGUCCGCGGCGAUCCGCAUCCAGGCGCUCCACCGCAUGCGCUGGCAGCGCGCGGACUACCUCGUGCACCUGCACGCGAUCAUCCGCAUGGAGGCGUACGGGCGGCGGCGCCUCUUCCGCAAGUUCUACAACGACCGGCUGCACUACCUGAGCGUGUGCCGCUUGUACCGGUACCGCGCGUCGGCGGCGUUCCGGCUCCAGGCCUGGUACCGCUACUGCGCCAUCUCCCGGGACUACCGCGAGCGCGUCAUGGCCGCGAAGCGCGAGCACGAGGAGCGGUGCCGCCUGCGGCGCCUGGAGCAGCACGAGGCCUACCUCGUGCGGAAGCGGGCGACGGUCUUUCGACGGUGCAAGUUCGUCAACGGUACUUUGGUGUUCACGCGGAUCACGCGGCUCGACCCGUCGCGGGAGAUGGCCGUGCUCGACUACGGCCUGAAGCUGGAGGUCUACGUGCCCCAGACCCAGGAGACGUUCACGUUCCGCAUGAGCGAUUUGGAGGUGCGCCUGAGCAUCGAGGCGGCCAUCGGCGUCGACGGGCUGAGCGGCGACGAGAUCCUCGAUUCCAAAAACAUCUCGACGAUCGCGGAUCGUCUAUUGGUGCGCGUCAUCAACCAGCGGCCCAUCGUCAUCUUCACGCGGCGGGGCCACAGCGAGCGCGGCCGGCAGGUGCUGCGGCGGGGCAAGAUGGUCGACGGCCAGGUCUACGUCGUGUCCUGCUUCCACAGCGACGACGAGAUCGUCUUCCACGCGUACAACUACAAGAGCUGCGAGACGCUGCGGACGUCCAUCACGACCAAGUUCGUCAAGGAGUGGCUCACGAAGGACGAGGAGACGAAGCAGAACAAGGCGCGGUCCGAGCGGCUCGCGGCGAUCGUCGAGGCGAAGCGCGUGCUGCGCCUGCAGGCGACGGGCGUCGACGUCGAGCCCGAGGAACUGGAGAAGUCGAAGAAGAUCGUCGAGGAGGCGAACAUAGAAGCGGCGAAGGAGGCGGCGAAGCGGCCGGAGACGCCCGAGUCGCCGAAGCGCCAGCUGACGACGGGCAAGGACGACGAGGCCAAGGCCGACGGCGGCGGCGACGGCGACGCGGCCGCCGACGGCGGCGACGCGGGCCACCACGACGACGACAAGAAGAAGCCGCGCCUCGAGCACCCCUUCUUCCUCCCGGAGAAUCUCAUCAAGUUGCUCGAGUGGCUCAUGGAGCGGCUGCGGGUCGUCGUCUACCAGCGCGCGGGCGAGCAGUCGAAGCGCGAGCGCCUGGUGCUCGAGUACGAGCUCGAGGAGGUGCAGAUGGAGCAGGCGGCCAUGAGCCUCCAGGGCAUGUGGAAGAUGCUCCAGGCCAUGAAGCGCAUCCGCAAGAUGCUGCGGACGAACUGGGAGAAGCGCUGGGACCGCGACGCGGGCUGCUGGUUUUACGUGAACCUCAUGACGGGCGAGAUGUCGUGGGAGAAGCCGCGCAUGCUCGGCGCGCUGGACCUGCCGGACCCGCCGGACGAGUGGCGCACGAUGUACGACGAGUUCGAGGAGCUCUUCUACAUGAACCCCUACACGGGCCAGACGUCCUGGCUCUCCGUCGACGACGCCGCGCGCGCGCUCCAGAAGAGCUACCGCGCCAAGGCCGCGCGCGACUACGGCACGCCGUCCUUCGAGGACAUCGUCAAGGCGUUGCGCAUGCAGCGCGAGGUCGAGGAGAAGUACGAGGAGCACCCGGACCGGCUGAGCUCCAUGGUGAACUUCGGGCUGCUCCUCGCGACGCAGCGCUUCGACGUGCCGGGCGCGCGGAAGCUGUACAAGGCGGCCAUGGAGGUGAGCCCCGAGAACCCCGUGCUCCUGCGGGCCUACGGGAUCUUCCUCCUGGCCGUGCUCGAGGCGCCGCGGCUCGUCGUGUUCCGCAAGGCGCUGGACAUGUUCAAGAACGCGGAGCUGCGCGACGCGGGCCGCGAGCGGUUCAAGCUCGCGGAGGAGUCCAUGUUCCACUGGGCCGUCGUCGCCCAGCGCGACAACCCGCUGGCCCUGCUCAACUACGCGCUCGUGCAGCAGUGCCUCGUGCGCGACCUCGCGCGCGCGGAGCGCUUCUACCACCGCGCGCUCGGCGCGCUGACGGACGACGACCCCGCGCGCGACAACGUCGUGGAGAACUUCGAGCUCUACGAGGUCGAGCGGCUGCCGGGCGGCGCCUUCCACGACGACCAGCCGUCCAUCACGGUCGUGCGCAACUCGAAGAUCGCCGAGGAGCGGCCCGAGUGGGGCGAGUGGGGCCGCUACAGCCACGAGAACGAGCUCCGGCCCAAGGCCGUCUUCUACUUCUGGCUCAACCCCAUCACGAAGCGCGCGUCCUGGUCCGACCCGGACUGGCCCCUGGCCUACCAGCAGCGCAUCGCGCGGUCCCAGCUCAUCGGCGAGAAGCAGGGCUGGGAGCAGUACUGGGACCCGCGGCUCGACGCGGAGUUCUACUACAACGUCAUGGACCAGACGCUGACCUGCGAGGACCCCGUCGGCGGCCUCGGCCAGACGCCGCCGGCCCAGGAGUACGCGGCCAUCGCGCCGGACGCGCACGGCGCCGCGCCCCCGCGCGACCCCCACCUGUCGGCCGCGCUACAGCGCGCGUUGGAAGAGCUUGGGCUGUGUCCGGCAGCCCGGCGACCGACGAUGGACCCGGCGAUGCGGGAGGCGACGGUCGCCGUGCAGACCGCGCGGCGCGGCCGGUCGCAGGAGAAGCAGAUGACCAUGGAGGCCAAGGAGAAGGGUUUCAACAACCGGGCCCCGCUCUGGGAGCGGCGCAUCCCCGUCUACGACGCGCUGCGCGACCCCUACUGCCGCAUGUUCCAGGGCCCCGACGCCGCCGCGCCGCAGCUCCGGGCCGGCGGCGAGCCGGGCGACGACUUCGCCGGCGGCGGUGCGAUCCCAGGCGCCGCGGGCUUCUCGUCCGUGGCCGCCGCGUUCGACUUCGAGCACCACGCGGGCACGGACCCGGCGAGCGAGCUGCUCGUAUUAAAGGCGAUCCUGAACCGGGAGGCGUUGCUGUCGCGGCUCGAGGUGCUGGCCGAGGAUUUGGUGCGCCGCGCGCACCGCGCGUGGGCUUUACGGGAAGCGCCGCCGCCGCUCGACGCGCCGCAGCGGCGCGUGGCCGUGGACCUCAUGUCCAAGCUCCGGGACGCGACGCUGGGCGUCUGCGAGGCCAUCGCGCACUGGCGGUCCGCGUCGGCGGCGCUGGCCGCGGAGGUCGCGCGCGAGGAGAGCGGCUUCGCGCCGGAGAGCUACGAGACGGGCGGCUUGGAGCACGCGUUCCUAUGGCACGGGCGCAACUACGCGCUGAAGAUGGCCGUGUCCGACAUGGACUUUGUCGGCGCCAUCGAGCCCCUCGCGGAGGCUUUGGGCGUCCCGUCGGCGAAGAUGCGGCGGAACCCGCUGAUGCUGCCGCGGACGUUGGACGAGGCGCGCGCGGACGGCGCCGGGUCGCCCCUCGGCGGCGCGCCCGAGGAGGACGAAUUGGCGACGGACGCGCCCGAGGACCCGCGGCGGCGCGAGAAGCGGCGCUUGGAGGCGGCGGAGCGCCUCCUGCUCGACGAGGAGCGCCUCGAGGCCGCGCUGCGGCAGGAGAUGGUCUUGGCGGGCGCGCCGCCGGAGGUCGUAUCGGAGUCGCCGCCGCGGCGCGGGUCGCUGCCGGCGAUCCCGGCCCAGGAGACGAGCCAGGGCGGCCACCUGCGGGGCAUGGCGGCCUUCGCGGCGGGCGCGGUCGGCGAGACGACGUGGGCCGGCGGCGCGGUAGCCGCGCGCUUCGGCGCGCUGCCGCCCGGCCCGCCGGCGCCGGCGACGUUGAAAUCCUCCGCCGACGCCGGCUGGGGCCCGCGGAAGCACGAGCUCGUCACCUGGUUCGACGAGGCCCAGGAGCAGCUGAAAAAUUUACAGACCAAGGCCGCGUUCGGCGACGCGGGCCUCGCGCCCAAGACCCAGGCCCUCCUCCGCGCGGCCGCCUCGACGAAGCGCCGCGCCAAGCCCAAGCAGCUCAAGCCCCUCAAGGCGUCCGUCUCGACGCAGCCGUCCGUCGCGACCGCGGACAGCGGCCACCCGUACAUCAAGGAGGCGACGUCCGCGAACUACAGCUUGGAGCGGUCCGCGCCCCACGCGGAGCCCAAGCCCAUCAAGCGCAAGCCCCGGCGCGGCAAGAAGAAGGGCGUCGCCGCGGCGACGCCGACGAAGUUCCGCCCCGGCCGCGCGACGUUCGGCGACGAUGUGGUCGCGGCGCCGUCGCCCGCGGGCUACCUCGCGUCCGCCGCGCCGUCGCCCGCGCGGGCCCCCGGCGCCACGCCGGCGGCGCUCGAGUGCGCGCGGGCCGCGCGCGACUUCGCGGAGACCGCCGCGGGCCACGUCCUCCCGUCGGACCUGUCCGUGCUCGCGGAUCUCGACGCGCCGACCGAGGGCCUGGCGCUCAUCGCCGCGGCGACGCUGACGUUGAUCGACGGCGGCGAGGGCGUGCCCAGCGACGUGCGCUGGCCGACCUUCGUCGCCCUCGUCGACGGCGACGCGGCGGGCACGGCGUCGAAGCUGCGGUCGCUCGAUCCCGAGAGCGUCGCGGCGUUCAAGCGCCGCGCGCUGCACCGCUUCCUCGACGCGGCGAACCGGGAGGCGCGCCACUGGAAGGCCCUACCGUCGCCGCCGGCCGUCGCCGCGGCGAAGAAGCUCGACGGCUGGGUCGGCUGCGCGCUCGCGGCCGCGGACGCGUGCGCCGCCGCCGUCGCCGCCGCGACGGGCGCGGAGCCGCCGGCCGAGUGCGACGAGGCCGCCGCCGACGCCCUGGACACGGCGGCGAUCUGCUGCCGCCGGGCGCGCGGCGCGGCGCCGAAGCGCAAGAAGAAGAAGAAGGCGCCCGCGGGCGGCGGCGCCAAGGCGGGCGUCGACCUCAAGCGGCGCCACUCCGCGCGGCUCGCCAAGGACGAGAUCCUCGUGACCGUGCUGCGCGAGGACCUGGGCCCGGACCCCGGCUCGACGUCUUCGGCGGACUCGCCCUGGCUCGUGACCAUCUUCAAGCGCAAGGGCGGCGGCUUCGACCAGGGCGGGACAAGAGAGCGAAAUUCCCAACUUCAAAGGCUCCGAUCUCGGCCGUUUUCCACUCGCUUCGAGGCGCGCGCGUACCACCCGGGCACGUCCGUGGAGUGCUCGCUGCGCGUCGCCGACGAGGAGGCGCCGCGGGGCUGCGACCUGCGGACCUGGGCCACGGACGGCCUACCCUUCGCGCUCGACAUGUACCGCCGCGGCGGCUCGGAGCUGCCCCGGCUCCGCCUCGGCCCGCCGGGCGCCACGGGCAAGGGCAAGAAGACCAAGGGCGGCGCCAGGGGCGCCAAGCGGGGCAGCGCCGGCGGCGCCUACGCCGAGGCGAGCGACGCGGACCACGUGGAGCGCGCCAUCGCGGCCAUCUCCGCGGGGAAGGACGACGUCCGCGGGCUGCUCGCGCUGCUGCCCCAGGAGCUGUUGGACUACCUCGAGUCCGACGCCUUCGAGGAGGAGUGCUGGGCGCGCUACGACGCUUUGGACGCGGACGGCAACGGCACGCUGAGCGCCGACGAGCUCAUCCCCGUCGUCGCGGAGUUGGCGGGCGCGCGCGACGAGCUGUCGGUGUCCGUCGCGCGCUGCGAGACGCUCGUGCGCACCUUCGACCGCGGCGACAAGGGCGCCGUGGACCGCGCGGAGUUCGCGACGCUCUGCCGCUACGUCAUCACGGUCGCGUUCCUGCGGUCGCGCGAGGCCGCGCGCGUCGACUCGAUUCUGGGCGCGCUCCGCCACAAGGGCGACGUCGAGGCCAUCUUCGACAAGCUCCCCGAGGGUUUAAGGGCGGAGCUGACGUCCGACGCCUUCCGCCGCAAGUCGCUCGAGCUUUUUGAAGCUUUGGACGCGGACGGCGACGGCGUGCUCCAGUCGUCGGAGCUCCCGCCCUUGGUCGCGGAGCUGAGCGGCACGCACGCGUCGGCCAUCACGGCGGACCAGUGCGCGGAGCUCACGAAGCUCUACGCGACGGGCGAGGGCGGCAUCGACCGGGCCGACUUCGUGAACUUCGCGGCCUACGCGCGCAUCGUCGCCUAUUUGGAGAGUUUGAAGGACCAGCUCCGCGACGACGACGAGCGCCGCGUCGAGUCGCUGCUGAACAUGCUGCGCGCGGGCAAGGAGAACCUGGACGCCGUGCUGGACGCCCUGCCCGGCGACUUCGCGGCCUACGUGACGUCCAACGAGUUCCUGGACGCCUGCAUGGACCGCUUCGACGCGCUCGACGCGGACGGCAACGGGUCGCUGUCGCCGGACGAGCUCUGGCCCGUCGUCGUCGACAUGUCCGGGGCCAACGACCUGACGAACAUCACGCUGGACAUGUGCGAGCGGCUGAGCCAGCUCUUCGACGAGGACGGCGACGGGACCAUCGACCGCGGCGAGUUCGUGCUCUUCAGGGCAGCACAAGAGAGCGAAAUUCCCAACUUCAAAGGCUCCGAUCUCGGCCAUUUUCCACUCGUGCUCUUCAGCCAGUUCGUCAUGGCCGUCGACUUCCUCGAGACCGAGGCGAACCGGGCCGACGACACCGAGGCCGUCGAGGAUCUUUUGGCGAAGCUCAAGGAGGGCCAGCGCUACCUCGCCGACGUUGUGGACGCGCUGCCGGACCAGCUGACGGGCUACCUCACGUCCGACGACUUCGUGGACCGGUGCAUGGCCGACUUCGACGCGCUCGACGCCGACGGCAACGGGUGCCUGACGCCCGACGAGCUCUGGCCCGUCAUCGUGAAUUUGGCGCAGACGCCCGACGACGUGAACAUCACCAUGGACCAGUGCGAGGACCUGAGCCGGACCUUCGACGCGAACGGCGACGGCGUCAUCGACCGGGGCGAGUUCGUCGCGUUCUCCCAGUUCGUCAUGGCCAUGGACUACCUCGAGAACGAGGCCAACGCCGCCGAGGACACGAUGCGCAUCGAGGACCUGCUCGCGAAGCUCCGCGAGGGCCAGAAGUACCUCGGCGAGGUCGUCGCGUCGCUGCCCGACCAGCUCACGGAGUACCUGACGGGCGACGACUUCAUCGAGCGGUGCAUGGCGGAGUUCGACGCGCUGGACGCCGACGGCAACGGGUGCCUCACGCCCGACGAGCUCUGGCCUUUGAUCGUGUCGCUCGCGCAGACGCCCGACGACGUCAACAUCACCAUGGAGCACUGCGAGGCGCUGAGCCGCACCUUCGACGCGAACGGCGACGGCGUCAUCGACCGGGGGGAGUUCGUCGCGUUCUCCCAGUUCGUCAUGGCCAUGAACUACCUCGAGGACCAGCGGAACGCGGCGGCCGAGGACGACGACUUCCGCGUGGACGCGCUGCUGGCCCGGCUCCGCGAGGGCAAGGAGCACCUCGACGAGGUCAUCCGGGCCAUGCCCGAGGACCUCGUGGCCUACCUGACGUCGACGGAGUUCGUCAACGGCUGCAUGGCGCGCUUCGGGGAGCUCGACGCGGACGGCAACGGGCGCCUGACGCCCGACGAGCUCUGGCCGAUUCUGGUGUCCCUCGCGGGGACGCGCGACGAGUUCUCCAUCACGAUGGACCACUGCGAGACGCUGGGCGCCUACUUCGACACGGACGGCGACGGGUCCAUCGACCGGGGCGAGUUCGUCGCGUUCUCGCAGUUCGUCAUGGCCAUGAACUACCUCGAGAUGGAGGCGGCGCAGCGGGCCCAGGCCGAGGAGCUCCGGCUCCGGGACGCGCGGGGCUUCGUCGCCUUCGUGCGGGAGCGCUGCGCGGACGUGCCCGCGCUGCUCUCGGACCUCCCGGAGGCGCUCGUGGGCUACCUCGGCAGCGACCAGUUCGCCGCCGAGGCCGCGGCCAAGUACGACGCCCUGGACGCCGACGGCAACGGCGCGCUGACGCCCGACGAGCUCGCGCCGCUGAUCGUGGACCUCGCGGCGAACGAGGCGAGCCUCCGGGACGUCGCCGUGAGCCUCGACGAGUGCCUCGAGUUCGCGGAUUUGUUCGACGGCGACGGCAAGGGCUACGUGACCCGCGGCGAGUUCGUCACGCUCUGCCAGUUCAGUUUCGGCGCCGCGUGGCUCAAGGGCGCGGAGGCCGCGCGCGUCGAAGAGACGCUGGCGACGCUCCGCGCGAACGCGCGCCGCGCGGACGAGCUGCUGCCCAAGCUCCCCGCGGAGGUGUCGGCCUACCUCACGUCCGACGCCUUCCGGGCCAAGUGCGACGCCGAGUUCGGCAAGCUCGACGCGGACGGCAACGGCGCGCUGUCGCCGGACGAGCUCUGGCCGUCCAUCAUGGAGCUCGCGGGUCUGAGAGAUGAUCUCGUGGUGGAGCCGGAGCACUGCGAGGACCUCGCGCGCAUGUUCGACGCCGACGGCAACGGCGUGCUGGACCGCCGCGAGUUCUGCGACUUCGCGAUCUUCGUCUUCGCGGUCAAGUACCUCGAGCAGCUCAAGGCCCAGCUCGACGCGGCGCUCGACGGCUCGAGCGCCGUGCGCAUGAUCGACGCGGGGAAGCCGCGCAAUCUGUACGCCGACAAGCGCCGCGUGUCCGCGCUGCUGUCGACCGUCGAGACGAACCUCGCGAACAUCGGCUCGGUGAUCGCGGAGCUCCCGGCGGAUUUGGUGGACUUUCUGUACGCGCCGUCGUUCAAGGAGGACGCCGAGGCCCAGUUCGACGCGCUCGACGCCGACGGGGCGGGCUUCCUGAAGCCGGACCAGCUCGCGCCCGUGAUCGUGGCUUUGGCCCAGUCGCGCGACGAUUUGGCCGUGGAGCCGCACCACUGCGAGCGGCUCUGCGCGAACUUCGCGACGACGAAGCCGGGGCUGGUCACCAAAGCGGAGUUCAUCGGCAUGUCCCAGUUCAUCCUCGCGACGACGUACCUCUACGUCGCGGAAUCCGCGCGCGUCGACGGCCUCCUCGACUCGCUCAAGGCGGGCAAGGGCGCGCUGGAGACGCUCAUCCAGACGCUCCCCGAGGACUUGAUGGACCGGCUGAGCGCCCAGGCCUUUGUGGAGGACUGCGACCUGCGCUUCGCGGCGCUCGACGCGGACGGCAACGGCACGCUGGACGCGAAGGAGUUGUUGCCCCUCGUCGUCGAGCUCACGCAGGCGCACCACGCCGUGUCCGUGACGCCGGACCACUGCGAGGCCCUCGUGGCCAUCUUCGACACGGACGGCAACGGCGUCAUCGACAAGAAGGAGUUCGUCGAGUUCACGCAGUACGUCGUCAUCCACGCGCACGCGACGGCGACGCGGAACGACCUCGCGGCGACCUUCGACGACGCGGCCUUCGACGCGGCCGUCGACAUCGUCGGCACCCACGACGUCGUGUCCAGCGACGAGUAGCGAGGUUGCGCGUAAGGGCUCUUGCUUGG